This is a messenger RNA of Castor canadensis (American beaver), 5406 nucleotides long. It is a transcript of the gene Abhd4, whose product is annotated as abhydrolase domain containing 4, N-acyl phospholipase B. Gene Ontology annotation, cellular component: mitochondrion; lipid droplet. NCBI's taxonomy places the organism in Eukaryota, Metazoa, Chordata, Mammalia, Rodentia, Castoridae. The record is from RefSeq and is a predicted model, not a curated record. Gene Ontology annotation, molecular function: lysophosphatidic acid acyltransferase activity; phosphatidylcholine lysophospholipase A1 activity. Gene Ontology annotation, biological process: phosphatidic acid biosynthetic process; lipid homeostasis.
GCAGGGCUUGUUUACUAUGGCUGAUGAUCUGGAGCAGCAGUGAGUUAAUCCUGUCUCUCUCUCUUUCUCUUCCUCUCUCUGGGCCAUGCUCCUGGGACUGUCUGUGGCUGAGGAACAGUUUUUAGACACCUUCCCGCCUUUCCGUGCUCAGGCCUCAAGGCUGGCUGAGUAGCUGGCUACCCACUUGGCGCCCCACUUCCAUGUCUCAGCUGAAGAAUGUAGAAGCCAGGAUCCUCCAGUGUCUUCAGAACAAGUUCCUGGCCCGAUAUGUAUCCCUCCCAAACCAGAACAAGAUUUGGACGGUGACUGUCAGCCCAGAGCAAAAGGACCGCACCCCUCUGGUGAUGGUGCAUGGCUUUGGGGGCGGGGUGGGCCUCUGGAUCCUUAACAUGGAUUCACUGAGUGCCCGCCGCACGCUGCACACCUUCGACCUGCUUGGCUUUGGGCGAAGCUCACGGCCAACCUUCCCGAGGGACCCAGAGGGGGCUGAGGAGGAGUUUGUGACCUCGAUAGAGACGUGGAGGGAGGCCAUGGGCAUCCCCAGCAUGAUCCUCCUGGGGCACAGUCUGGGAGGAUUCCUGGCCACUUCCUACUCUAUCAAGUACCCUGAAAGGGUUAAACACCUUAUCCUGGUGGACCCAUGGGGCUUUCCCCUCCGACCAACUGAUCCUAGUGAGAUCCGUACACCUCCAGCCUGGGUCAAGGCUGUGGCAUCAGUUCUGGGGCGUUCCAAUCCCCUGGCUGUCCUUCGAGUUGCUGGGCCCUGGGGGCCCGGUCUGGUGCAGCGAUUCCGUCCAGACUUCAAGCGCAAGUUUGCAGACUUCUUUGAAGAUGAUACCAUAUCAGAGUAUAUCUACCACUGCAAUGCACAGAAUCCCAGUGGUGAAACGGCAUUUAAAGCCAUGAUGGAGUCCUUCGGCUGGGCCCGGCGCCCCAUGUUGGAGCGAAUUCACUUAAUUCGAAAAGAUGUCCCCAUUACCAUGAUCUAUGGGGCCAAUACCUGGAUAGAUACCAGCACGGGGAAAAAAGUGAAGAUGCAGCGUCCAGAUUCCUAUGUCCGAGACAUGGAGAUUGAGGGCGCGUCACACCAUGUCUAUGCCGACCAACCACACAUCUUCAAUGCUGUGGUAGAAGAGAUCUGUGACUCGGUCGAUUGAGCUGCUCUCACUAGAGGAAGAGGAGAAAGCCAGAGAGUUGCUCUCAUCUCCCUGUCUGCUUAGUCACCCCCUCUGUCCUUUCUUUACCAACUAACAUGUGCCAGCCAGGCAGAGUCUUGGGCUGUCCCCAAGAUAGGACCACAGUGAAAAAGAGCACUUCUGAUCCUGUGCCGAGGGCCGGAGGCAGAAGCCACAAGAGGCCUUGAGCUCCCCACCCUGGGGAAGAACAUGAGGAUUGCCCAGUGCCACCCCAUUCUCUCCUGCCAAUUGUUACCCGAGUGGUGGUUAUGAAGAGAUUGCGCCAAGCCACAUUGUCUCCCUGUGUGGCCUUUCUUUCCUCUGAGCAGAGGAGGGCUCUCAGCAGCCCUUCUUAGCUCUGAAAUGUUUUGGGGGGCAGAUUCCAUGGAAAAACAUCUUCCUUCUCCAUCACUUCCUCACCUCCAUUCAGGCUGUGAUUGGGAUCAGUUUCCACUUACCUACCAAGAGAAGGUUCUGGGCCUCCAUUUCUCUUCAGAGUUCCCUUCCGUGACCUAAGAGGUCAUAUCCAAAACCCUCAAUAGCAGACAAGGAAGCAGGGCAGGGCAAGACAUGGUGACAUAGCUCUGUGUGAUAUGCGUUCCAGAAGACCUAAGGCUAGAACCCAGGUCUGCUGACACCCAGUGCAUGGUGCAGACUUGAUCUGCUAAGGUUUGAGGCAAGCACCAUUGCCAUGGGUCUUGUCCUGGUCAGUGUCUGAAUUUAUGCUAAUCCUUGCUCCAUAUUCUAGUUUGAUAUGUAGGUCUGCCUAUGUCUCAGUUCUGGCUGCCUAAGCUGGAGGACACUCAAGUACUCCUUCCUUACCCUGUCUUCCUUCCAGUGGAGGCCUCUGAGCCUCCCUCUGUGCCUUGGGCCCUGACGCCUCACGGGUAGUAUAGAGCAAAGAUGGCUCCUGGUGAAUAGAGGGGGGAAAGGCCCUUCAUUCCCAGGACCACGUUUGGAUUCUGGAUUUGCCAUGCCCAGUAGUAGUCACAGUAUUUUUCUACCUGUCCCCAGAGCUAAAGCCCACUGAGCACCCUUGCCCAUGGUGUAGCAGGAGAUCUCAAGCCAGGAGUUCCCUGUCCUCACCAGUCACAGAAUGGUUCUCACAGCCUGACCCUCUGUCCUUGCCAUCUGUCCCCAUGGUCUCUAGCACAUCUUUCCCCUGAACUACCUGUCAGCCCUCUCCCAGGAGCUCAUUCCAGGUGCUGCUCUGAGGUUCUGGGUAGUAGGCUGGGCCUGGCCCCAGAAGCAGGGCAGCUCCUCCCUGCUCCUUCACUUUUGUAAAGCCAACCCUUUCACCAGAAUAGUAUUAACUCCUGGUGCUUUGUACUACUGGUCCAGCUGCCUUGAGCUCCUUUUCUAUAUUAAUAAAGAAAUGAGUAAAAACUGCUGGUGGUGAUGGUAUUUAGCAUUACUCCAACAGUGUUGGUACUGACUUCAUAACAGUCCAUGUGCUACCUGGGUAAGAAAAGGGAGCCCAGAGAGGUACCUGCUUCCAUGCUACCCCCUGUCCCAUUUAUGCCAUGUUUACCUCCAGAGUGCAGGCCAGCGCAGACCAUCUCAGCCAACCCAUUCACAGUGGAAGAGGCAUUAACCCAGAGUAUGGUGGACCAAGCCCCAAUUCACAGGAGGAGAAUUAGGCAGAACCAUGUGCUCCCCUUUGCCCACUCAACAGUCUACCUCAGUUCAGUGGCCCUUCAGAUGCCCUGCUCCCUACAGCCUGCUGGUGUAGUAGGUUCAUUUCCUACUCCUACUCAUCCUGUGGGUCUCAGCUCAGAUAUUCCUUAUGCAGGGAAGCCUUCCUCUGACCUCCCCACCCCCCAGACUAUGUCCUCUUCUAUGUCCCAUGGCGUACUCAACUUCCCCUUUUGUGAACAUGUAAACUUUAAUGUCCAUCUUUCCUCCCUAGACAUAGCUAUCUAAGGACAAGGGGCACAUUUUGCACAUAGCUCAUGAAUGUUUAAGUCAAGAGAAAUGAGAUAUAGCCUAGUGUUCAAAAAAGUGUUCAAAUCAUUACCAACAGUGCCUACUCUGUGCUGUCUAACUCCAAGUAGGCCCAGGAUUCCAUCUCUGAACAGAAGAGAGUACUCUAUAUUCAUGAUGAUCAAACAGGCAAAGAAAUUGACAAACAGAUGCCUCCUGGGAUAAUUGCAAAGCUCUGAUCCACUCCAGCACCCUGUUCUUCUCUGAUGAUUGCUGCAUGGAGGAGAGGGCAGAGCUUAUUACAUAAAGGGCCACAAUAAUGAAGGACAUGGUCCCUGCCUCCUUGAGGAGACAGCUUAAUCAAUUAAGAACACCAAUGAAGACAGGUAACUGGAAGGUGCUGCCUGUGAGUUGGGGAUAAUCUGCAGAAGUGAUGGCAGCUGAGGCUGAAUGAUGGGGGGGAAGGCCCAUUGGGGUGACUCUGAGGUGAAUCUGGGGAGGUCAGUAGGGACCUGCUCACACAGACCUCUGACCAUGUGUUCAUUCUAAAGCAUAGGAAGGAACUGAACUUGGGUGAGGGUGGGGAAGCAAAUAUGACAGAAUCAGUGACAGAUUGACUUAGCCACUCCGGCUGCUCCAUUACACAGCCAACAGAGAGACAAAAUCCUCCCUGCAAAAGUUUGAGGCUGCUGCAGUGGUCCAGGCCAGAGAUACUGAUAGUUUGGGACUGGUUAGUGGCUAGUGGGCACUGAGAGGAGAAAGAUGCAAAGUACUUAAUGUGUACAUCAAAUUAUACCACCACCGUCCUGAAGUAUGGGCCCAAAGAGGCAGUACAGUAGUUAGUAAAGCUGUUCACUUAACAAAACACUGGGGGUAUUUUUUUCAAAUACAGAUUCCUGCUGUAUUCCUCUGUCUCAGUUAGUAAAUCUGAAUGGAGCCUGGCCAUGAAAUCUGAUUUAAACACAUCAUCUAGGAGAUGCCCCAGGUCUGUAGGCACCACUCUAAGGAACUCCGUGUCUCUGACCCUUGACCCAGAAAGCCUCGUUGUAAAGGGCCUGUGCCUCCAAAAGUUCAUCGUGCCUGCUCCAGCAUCACUUCUGUUUGGAAGACUAACAAUAUGUGGAUCCAACUUUUCCAAAACUCUCAGAAUACACACUCCUCAGGAGCAGAGGAGCCUGAAGAAGGGCACUCAGGUUGCCCUGUUGUCACUACUGUACCCAUGUGCACACAACACACACACACACACACACACACACACACAUACACGCCAUCUGAAGGGCAUGCCUAUUAUUCCCAGGGCUAGGACUAGGAACUCACUAUGAACACACCACAUAAUUAACACCAUUCCAGGUAGCCUCUAAAAACUUAUGGUUAUAAUUCAAACCAUAAACUUGGGCUCUCCAAAAGUCUAGCAAUUUAAAAGGAGAUUCCAGAUAGACCUGGGAGAUGCUGCACUGUUCAGUGACUACUAGAAAAUGUGAUAAAGUCAACUUCUUCCUCAGAAUAGACAUGAAGUAUGUAUGCUAAAAAUACAAUCUGGUUCCAUCACCAAAAAUGAGGGGAAAUCCUGAUGAAUACCUCUCUCCAUUCUCACACAUCAGCUUAUAAGACCACAGCUGUUUUUCAUAGCCUAAGUUCAGCAUUAUUAUGCUAGAAAAGUCUUUGUCAACAUCCCCUAAAUCUCUCUUUACUACGGUUGAGGAGGAAAGACAGAGCCAGCCUGAUCCUUUGGUGAGAAUAAUUCCUUCCUGGACAGAACACUAAGGAAGAUGCGUUGAUGCCCACAGGUGCACAGAGUCCUUUCUCCCUGCCCCACUCCUGACCUAGGAAGACUUCAUCCCUUGGUUGGUGACUUUGCUGGAUGUUUGGAGAUCUGCAGACCUUGCUUUGCUAAUAAUUGGCUCCUUCUCCCUGGAGGAUGUCCUUGGUGUAGAGUUUGUUACAAUUCAGCAACCCCCCAUUUUAGUUGGGACAUGUGAGCAAAUGACUAGGCAGAAGAAACCUGGGACACGCCAGUAGCUGAAGAGAACUCUGAAGAACAUAGGGCUGAAGAGUCUGAAUUUGGAAAAGAGAAGAGGAUGCAGCAGCUGAUAGCAUAUGCAGUGUGGAAGUGUCCAGGAACAGGAACAGGAACAGGAUUUUUUUUUUUUUUUUGAAGACAGGGUGUCACUGUGAUUCCCAGACUAGUCUUGAGCUCCUGGAGUCAAGUAAGCCUGCCAAGUAGCUGGACCUACAGUUGUAUGCCACUGUGCCCAACUCAUGAGCAGGGAUUUUUGAGAGAGAGCUCAUGACUCCUGAUCCAAUAUUU